Prunus persica (peach) is the source of this 908-nucleotide messenger RNA. RefSeq names its product pleckstrin homology domain-containing protein 1. The transcript has 2 exons. The record is from RefSeq and is a predicted model, not a curated record. The coding region runs from base 227 to 664 and encodes 145 amino acids. NCBI's taxonomy places the organism in Eukaryota, Viridiplantae, Streptophyta, Magnoliopsida, Rosales, Rosaceae.
AAAUUCCGAACAAAACGAUGUCGUGUCGCAUCUCCACAAGCUGGCAAAUCUCUCCGGUUGCGAAAUUAGACAAGGGAACUGAUUCUGUUUCCGAAUCCAAGCCAAAACCGAAACAAAGCCUAUCUCUCUCUCUCUCUCUACUCUCUCUCUAUCUUUCUGUCUUCAAAACCCCGUCUCUGCAAACAGCACAGCUCACCUGCAGGCUGCAGCAACAGCUCAACCAAAAAUGGAGGGGCUUUGGCGGGCCGCGACGGGCCAAGACCCGAGCCCAGAAGACUACACAGGGAUAGAGUUCUGGUCCAACCCGGAACGCGCCACGUGGCUGACCAAGCAAGGCGAGUACAUCAAGACCUGGCGGCGCCGCUGGUUCGUCUUGAAACAAGGGAAGCUGUUCUGGUUCAAGGAUGGUCACGUUACCCGCACGUCGACACCGCGCGGCGUGAUCCCGGUGGGCACGUGCCUGACGGUGAAGGGCGCCGAGGACGUGGUCCACAAGCCUUGCGCCUUCGAGCUCUCCACCAACACCCACGACACCAUGUACUUCAUCGCCGACUCGGAGAAGGAGAAGGAGGAGUGGAUCAACUCCAUCGGACGGUCCAUAGUCCAGCACUCGAGAUCGCUCGCGGAUUCCGAGGUUGUCGACUACGAUAGCCACCGAGGGUGAUCGUCUUCUGAAAAAUCGAUUUUCAUGACAGAAAUGAAAAAUUGGCCUUUUUUCCGUGGCUCUACUUUCUGAGGAACAGAGUAACUUGUGGCAAGUCAUUAGUUGCUGCUUUCCUGUCUUUUACAAUAAUGCAUGUGAUGUGUGUGCACAAUGGCUAUUAUAUUGGGGGACCAUGCCCCCACAAUUAAUCUUCUGCAAAAUGAGCUUGACGUGGAUUACGGCAGCAGUGACGUAGGUGUAAAAU